AUGUGCACCCAGGAGUGUCUGGUCCUCGGCCACUCUGACAACUGCUGGAUGCCCCCGAGUCUUGGCUCCUUCCAGUCGCCCAAGUCACCCGUCUCCACCUUCGCCCACGAGAAGGACUGGUCCAAAGACAAGCUCCUCAACGGCCAUACCCUCACCCGCAGCUGGAAGAACGACGGGGGCCGGGACCAGUUCGGCGGCGGUGAGCGCAAGCAGUUUGGCAGCUCGGAGGGACACUUCAACAGCAGCGCGCACAUGGCGGACAUCCCGCUGGCCAGCCUGAAGUCCUACCAGCCCACCUCUGCAACAUUUUGUCCUUAUGCCAACAGGCAGAAAUCUGAGGAGAAGCGUGGUGGGAGUGGAUCGCACAACUGGGGCAAUGUGAAGGAUGAAGCUAAUGAACAGGACGCGACGGCUACCAAUGAGGAAACCCAUGAAGGAGAGGAACAUGCGCCUGCUGACUCUGAAAAUAAGGAAAAUGAAGCGGAGGAAGUGAAGGAAGAGGGACCUAAGGAAAUGACCCUGGACGAGUGGAAGGCUAUGCAGAACAAGGAGCGCACCAAGGUGGAGUUCAACAUCCGCAAGCCCAACGAAGGCAACGACGGCCAAUGGAAGAAGGGAUACGUGCUGCACAAGUCCAAGAGCGAGGAUGUCGCCGUG
Messenger RNA from Sardina pilchardus (European sardine), 657 nucleotides. Its product is annotated as SERPINE1 mRNA-binding protein 1-like. The record is from RefSeq and is a predicted model, not a curated record. The annotation marks the transcript as partial. Gene Ontology annotation, molecular function: mRNA 3'-UTR binding. NCBI's taxonomy places the organism in Eukaryota, Metazoa, Chordata, Actinopteri, Clupeiformes, Clupeidae. The transcript is spliced from 4 exons. Gene Ontology annotation, cellular component: nucleus; cytoplasm.